Molecule: messenger RNA, 6172 nt
Organism: Funneliformis caledonium
Lineage: Eukaryota; Fungi; Glomeromycota; Glomeromycetes; Glomerales; Glomeraceae
Source: the annotation of a GenBank genome assembly
AUAUUUGACAAAGGUUACCGAGCAUCAGCUUUGCCUUAUGAGUGAUGAAGAUUUAGAAAGUUUUGAUUGGAAUUUAUACAAUACCGAUGUUGAUUCAGACGACGAUAAAGGGUUUUGUGAAUUUGAAGUCAAGAAAAGUCAGGAAGUACAGGAGGACUUUAAAAUCUAUCCCGGCUUUAAGGUGGAUUUAUCUGAUAAAAUAAAAACCGAAAUACAAAAUACUCAUGAAGAUGGUGUACCCUUGCAUCCUAUUGUUGUUGAAUCUGCUACAAAUCAAUCGUUUGUUACUCGGAGAUUAAUAAGGGAGACUUCUAUUUUGCAAAAUUUCUAUUUAAGAGCCUAUGGAUCAGAAUUAUCACAAGAACUUCAGUCCAGAUUACAGGGACGACGAUUAUAUAUUGAUCGUGGAAGUAUGACGAUGAAAUCUUUGGAAAUUUUGAUUAUACAUGGAUUAAAAAUGGAGGAUGAACUUUUGAAACCAUUUCAGUUUGAAAGAAAUCUCUCGAAAAUUCCUCCUUCACGAGAAAAUAUAUUUGAUAUAAGCGAUAAAGAUUUAGAAAGUACCCGUUCAAAAUAUCCCGAUAAGGAAGGUCAAAUUGAUGAUGUAAUUAAUAAAAUCAAUUCCAAAAAUUGGAAUAAAUUGAAAAGUCGAUAUAUUUUAACUUCGACUAUUAUUUUUGAUAUAUUGGAAAUGAAUGAAGUAUCUGCAAGUCAGGUUUUUUAUGAUAUGUUCAAAGAAUCUGCAAGUCAUAAUAUGUUCAAGGAACCUGAUGAUAAAAAUCAAACACUUUUUUCACGAUUCUCUGUUAAAGGAUUUAAAGAAAUAUCGUUUAUAAAAUUUGUAUCUGACAUUAUUAAUUCCAAAAAUUUGCUUAAUAUAAAAUCUGUGCAAGACCUUAUUAAUUCCAAAAAUCUGUCAGAUAUUAAAUCUGUUCAAGAAUUGAUUCAUUUCAAAAAUCUUUCAGAUUAUACAACAUUACAAGACCUUAUGAAUCUCAAGAAUAUAUCAGAUGAAAUAUUUGUGCGAGAUCUUAUUAAUUCAUCAUACCUUGGAAAGUACAAAAGUGAAUUAAUAAUUAUUUUCUUAGAAGAAUACAAAAAAUGGAAAGUUACCUUGUAUAAUGAAAUUCAAAAACUCCUGCCGAAAGAUUCUCUCAUUCAAUUAUCACUUCAGUUAAGGGAAGAAUUUGAGCUAGAGAAACUAAAGAUUGAAUCUCGUGAAUUUGAAAGGCUUUGCAAUAUAAUUGAAGAAAAGUAUCAAAAUAAUGGAAAUUUGCGGAUGAAUAUACAAAGUAUAACAGUAUUUAAUUCAUACUCUAAUGAUUUGACUAGGAUUGAUAAUACUUUCUUUUUCAAACAUGAGCUUGAAAUAAUUGAACCAACACAACUUAAAAUAACGAUUUGUGAGACAUCAUUAGAUCAAUCAGAUAUCUUUCAUUUACAUAAUGAAGAGUUAUAUAUUCCAAAUCCAAUUUUGCUUUCUUAUAAUAAUUACAUUGGUCAAUAUGACGUUAAUUUUCAAAUUGAUCCUGCAAUUUACGAUUUCAGAAAAAUAGCCCAAUUUGAUAAUCGCAAAUUUCUUCUCGUGCUUUACAAUAAAAAAAACCAAAAAAUCGAAAUUUUCUUUGACACAGCUCAACGGCUAGCAAAUAAUUUCAGAUCAUAUUCAAUUAAAUAUUUUAAAACAUUGAAUACAGAUGAAAAUAUACUUAUUGCAAUUAAUGAGCCAAAAGAACUAAUCGCUAUAUAUGAUACAAAAAAAGUUUUGUUGAACGUAUACUCAUUUAGUGAUGAACAAAAAUAUUUAUAUGCUCGAAAUCCAAAUAUCCAGUUACUUCAAUGGUAUAAUAAUAUGGUCCCAAAUCUUCAACAUUUAUUUUUUAUUAAGGGUACCGAGGAUCUCUGCUUUGUUGAACAAUGUGGUAGGGCACGUAUUUUCAAUCUUGUUAAUAAGCAAUUUCGACCAGCGGUUUGUAGUUUUCCAUCAAAUACUGCAAAUGUUCUGAGUUCACCCGAUGGAUCAUGUAUUGUAGCGUUUGUAAAAGAAAGGUUAGAGUAUAAUAACCCUGAUAGCGUUACCGAAAUCAAGGAGAAUAAUGAGAUUAUGCAUGUAACUGGUAGUACACAUAAUUUUAAUAAUUCUGUCAAAGCCAACAUUAAAGAAAUAUGCCGUGCUUAUGUUUAUUUUUGCACAAAUUUUGGCGUUUCUGUUAAUAAAGUUGUUGACUUACCACCAUCCCUUCAAUUCUUGGAAUUCUUGCAAUUUACUUGUAUUAAUAAGUUACAAACUCACUUGAUGUCAAUUGAUUUACAAAAUGGAUGUUUUAGCUCCUCAAUAGUUAAAAUAACUCUCGAAAAAACUCAAUAUCGUUUCCAAAAACGAAUGCAAAAACAGUUAAUUGGACGUGUGAGAUUAAAUGAUACUAUUAUCGAAGGAGAGAAUACACGCUUUAAAGAAAUCGUUCAUAAAGGUGAAUUUAUAGUGUUAAUGGGAGAAAGAUUUAGUGUGAUGGAUGUUCUUUCUGACACAAAGUUAAAAAUUGCUGGUAACCUCAAUACUAUAAGUGGAUUUGAUAAUUGGAUGGAUUUCCGCAUUGAGCCAAAAUCAAAAUUAAAUGGUCUCAUUGAUGCUUAUAAAUUAAUGUUUGAGAAAUAUCCAGUUGAUAGUUGCGUAGAUCUUGAACAAAACUGUCCUCUUAAUUUGAAGAUAGUUCUUGAUAUUGAGAAUAAUGAUAAAAUAAAAGAAUAUGACGAGAAAUUUGAAGAAUACAUUUUUGAAAUCUUUAAAGAUCUAAAGAAUUCCACAAAAAAGCCCACAACACUCCUAAAAAAAUUCUCUACAUCAGUCAUUACUUUCAAGGAACUCGAUAUUAAAAUUGUAAAUUUUCAAAAGUGUUCAUCAGAAUAUAAAUUAGGAGAUUGGAUUAUUCAACUUUGUUGUUUAAUUCCUAUACAAAUUGCUGUAGCAAGAAAUAACUUGUUUCUACCUCUCCGGGAUGGAUUAUUUUCAAAUGUUGAAUUUGAUGGUUAUGGACAUGUGAAUAAUAUUGCAGAAAACAUUUCUUUUGGAUGGUAUGAAGGAAUUUUCAAACAUUUCGGUGAUAAAAAAGUUAAAGUUGUUUCUAGUAUGGGGGAACAAUCAUGCGGAAAAUCGUUCAUGCUAAAUCAUCUUGUUGGAACUUCUUUUGAUGGCUCAGCAAUGCGUUGCACUGAGGGAGUAUGGAUGUCAUUAGGUUUAAAUUCUCUUGAGAGAAGCGCUCAAGAAGACCUUUUUUUAACACUUUUCAAUACCAUCGUAUCAAAUCUCAUACUCUUUAAGAAUCAAUUUGCAGUAAAUCGAGAUAUUUCUUCAAUGUUCCAAAGAUUUCAGGACGGUGCAAUGUUAUUUGAAUCAGAUUUAAAAUUAUUUCAGGCAAAACUUUGCGUUAUCAUAAAAGAUGUGCCUAGAGCAGAUAGAGAAGGCAUUCUUCAAGAAUUUCAGUUAAAAUUUUCUCAAUUGGUUUCAGAGGAAGGUGAAGAUAAUUUCAUCUCAAGAAUGUAUCAAGGUGGAUUGGAUAUUAUUCCUUGGCCAAUGUUUAAUGAUGCUGCAUGGUUUAGGACAUUAUCAAAAUUGAAUAAUAGGCUAGAUAUGCAAAAGGCCAAAUAUGACAAUGCACGAACUUUCCUACAGAAUACAAAAGUACUUAUGGCUAAAUUAAAGAUUUGUGAUUGGGGAUCGUUAGAUGAAAACCUCAUACAAAUCCGUGUUGUAACAUUAAAAAGAUUACUAAUAACUGUCAUUUCUUAUGGGUUGGAACAAAAUGACUCUGAAAUUGAACAACUUAUGAAUCACGACACCGGAACACCGAUUGAUGACCCGAUUGUCAAAUUUUCUGAUAUUUUACAAGACUUCAAAGAUUCCGAUCAAAUAUUACCGGAUUCUGGUCUCCAAUUAUACGGUGGUUAUGAAUCAUUUGUCAAACUUUCUGAAGAUUUAAUUGCUUACUUUGAAGGAAAAGUUCAACAACGAAAAGACUCAUCUGAUGAUGCCAAAUGGUUCGCCAACUUAAAUAGAUUCAUUAAAUAUAUUGUUGAUCGUCGAGUAUUACGUGUUCAAGAUUGGUAUUUGCAAAAUACUGACAAGUUCGCUCAGCAAAAUAAACAAAACGGUGACAUUGUUAACGGAAAGUAUGCAAUGGAGCAAGAAAUAAGCAAACUUAUAAUUUUAUGGACAUUGUGUGGUUUAACGUGUCAUCAAUGUGGUUUAAAAUGUGUUAAAAGUCGUGAUCACGAAGAGAAUCAUGAUUGCUUAACGGAUCAUAAGUGUAAAUUUCUUUGCCACUUCACUGAAGUUCACAACGAAUCAUCAAUUCCAACAUGUAGUUAUAUAGCUGGACAUGAAGGUAAACAUGCUUGCAAUGAAGCGAAUCAUUUGUGUGGUAAAUCAUGUAGUCUUAUCGAUAAGCGUAAUUGCCAACAAGUUUGCUCAAAAGAAAUCGGACAUGUUGAUGAGCAUAUGUGUCAAUCAUCACGUCAUUAUUGUGGAGAAGCAUGUUCAUUAUCAACGACAACUCAGAAAGGAAAUUAUCAUUGUCUUAAUAAAUGCAUUAUACCAUAUGAAGAAGAACAUGAUUUACAUCAUUGUGAAAAUGAAACGUGCCCAAUUCAAUGUCCAAUUUUAGAUUGUCAGAGAAAAUGUCAAAGCAAUGAACAUUUCCACUCUAAUUCUAAUUCGCAAGUAGAUCAUUUUUGUGGAAAUGAACAUCAAUGUCGAGAAUUAUGCGAAGAAGCUGGUAUAUGCAAAGUAAUAGUCGAACCAAAGAAGCAAGAGGAGGUUUAUAAAGGGUUAAUUGCAGAAACUUCUAUUGCAUUUACUAAGUAUAUUCAAUUAAGUGAAAGGUUGAGGUGUAACAAAAGAAUUCCUCCAAAUGAGUUUAAUCAUACUGGAAAGCAUAUGCAUCAUUCAAACGAUGACCUUACACAAGAUGGUUUUCAUUUUUGUGAUGUAAAAUGUCAAUUCUGUGAAUAUUUUUGUACAUUACCAUAUGGGCACCCACAAAUUCAUAGCACAACACAUGGAAAUAUGAUACAAACUGAGUUCACUAGUGAAGAUAAUGAAUUUGAAUAUGCAGGGCAUAAAUUAAGAGUUGGUGAUCAAGGAACUUUUGUUCUUUGUAAUUUGUUUUGUAAAGAUUCAGGAAGACACCGUCAUAUUAGUUAUUGUCAAAAUAAAGAAAUUUGUCAAGGACAAGAUAUACAGCAUAUUGAUGGACAAGUACAACCUAAUCCUAGCAGACCAAAAGAUUUUAUUUCUCACAAAUUAUUCUGGGAACGAACGGGUUUUAAAGAUCCUUAUUCUGCUCAAGAACAACAAGAAUUUGCGAAAUGUGAUCAUGAAUGUCCUGAUGAAAAGCAUCAUACUUCUAAGGGGACUGCAAGCGAAUCACUAACUAAAUCAUUUUGUGAAUUAUCACUUUUUCAUGCUACGCUUGAUUCACAUUCUAAUCCUCCUAAUGAUAAUGGAUACAUAUCCUUGGAUGGGCAUCAUUUUAACUGUGAGAAUCCAAGUACACGUGAAGCCGCUUUUCAUAUUAUCUUUGUCUUGGAUCGUUCAGCUUCUAUGGGAGAUCAAGAUAGAAAACCAAUUCUAGACUAUACAAUUUACAAUAUUUUAAAGUUCUGGAAUCAUAAUAAUAGGCUUGGCGCGGUAUAUCAUGCGGUUAUCGUUCCGUUUGAGAAUCAAGAUCUAACUGAUCCGAUGAAAUUGUUAAAUAAAAUGAUUGAACACCAACCUGAAGGUGGAACGCGUUUCACACUCGCAAUUCAGAAAGCAGGAUCUUUGAUUUCAUCUUACCAUGAUCCUUCAAGAACAAAUAUUAUUAUCUUUUUAUCUGAUGGAGAAUGCAACAUACCAACAAGUCAGCUUCAUGAUAUCUGUAAAGAAAAUCAAACAAGAAGAUCCCCAUUAUAUCUCUAUACAGUAUUAUUUAGCAACGACUCAAACAGUUCCUCCUUAGAAGAAAUGGCGAAGAUCGUGCAAUCUUAUCACACUAAUGAUAUAUCAUCCGGUGGUUUGCGCUGUCAAUUUACUCGAGCCAUCAAUGAGAUUAAUUUAGUAAAUCACUUUACUAGCGUUGCUGAAAGUUUAAGGAAACAUAAGCCAACUUUGUUAAAGAAGGAUCCUAUUUUAUAA